AUGAUGUAAGGAUUGUCAUCCCUGGAUGAUCUGUCCCUUAAAUCUUGCUAUUUUGACAUGUUUGGUUCUGAUACAGAUGCAGCGAAGAUAAUGUCAGUGAUGGAGGGAGAGACUGUCACUCUACACACGAAUAUAAGCAGCUAUAAUUAUAAAUGUGAGACAUGUUACAUGGAUUAUGUAGAGUGGAGUUGGUUUAGACCUAAAGAAUCUCUUAAUGUUAGAGUCAUUCAUCUUGAUGUGAAGACAGGUGAUAUUACAAAUUAUGAGAUAUUCAGAGACAGACUACAUAUGGACAGUCAAACUGGAUCUCUGACCAUCAGGAACAUCAGAACCACAGACUCUGGACUUUAUCAGAUGUACAGUAUAUUCUCAUUAGAAUCAUUCAAUGUUACUGUCUAUGCUCGUCUUCCCACCCCUGUCAUUACCAGCAACUCUACAUGUUCUUCAUUAUCAGGAACAUUACAGAAUUGUUCACUGCUGUGUUCAGUGUUGAAUGUGAGUCAUGUGACUCUCUCCUGGUACAAAGAAAACAGUGUAUUGUCCAGCAUCAGUGUGUCUGAUCUCAGCAUCAGUCUCUCUCUACCUCUGGAGGUGGAAUAUCAGGAUAACAACACCUACAGCUGUGUGCUCAACAAUUCAUUCACUAACCUGACUGAACAUUUGGACAUCAGUGAACUCUGCCAGACAUGUGCAGAUCAAGUCCACUGUUGCGGUUUCACUGAAGCUGUGAUUCGAUUGGUCAUCUCUGCUGUUGUGGGCGUGGCUACUGUUGCCAUAGUGAUUUAUGACAUCAGAUCCAGAAGAGCUGAACGUAUUUAAGUUUUUAUUAGUUUCUUUGUUCUUCUGAAAAUCUUUUAAAAAAAAGAUUUUUUUUUUAAAAUUUCAGUGUGGUAAUGCUUAUAAAGCUUUGCUAAACUAUCAUUUCUUCCUCCAAACUAAUGUGCUGAAGUUCUGUUGUCUUGGACUUUUU
This is a messenger RNA of Cyprinus carpio (common carp), 970 nucleotides long. RefSeq names its product transmembrane and immunoglobulin domain-containing protein 1-like. The transcript has 3 exons. The coding region runs from base 58 to 819 and encodes 253 amino acids. Lineage: Eukaryota; Metazoa; Chordata; Actinopteri; Cypriniformes; Cyprinidae. The record is from RefSeq and is a predicted model, not a curated record.